AUGGGCGAAAGGAGAGUGUCGUAUGAAAGCCUUCCUACCUCGUACUGGAAGAAGAUUCCCAAAGAUGAUAAAGAAGCCGACCAAAUUGCAAGGGCAUUUAUACUGGGUAGGUCCUCAAGCAUGGGCGGGUAUUGGAGGGCAUGGGAGGUAUGGGCCUGCGAGUACCUAGAGCCUUUUGCUUUAGCAAUGCCCAGUUGGACCUUGAACACGUGGCCCCGAGCAUUAAGGUGGUUAGGUGCAAAAGCAAAGUGA
Molecule: messenger RNA, 252 nt
Organism: Prunus armeniaca (apricot)
Lineage: Eukaryota; Viridiplantae; Streptophyta; Magnoliopsida; Rosales; Rosaceae
Source: the annotation of a GenBank genome assembly